AUACGUGCUCCAUGUCCUCACUGGUGCAUAGGUAUCCCCGCCUAUGAUCACUGCCAUGCCAAUGAUAAAGAUCAGAUAUGGAAGAAUCAACGCAAAUGCGCCAGGACCGGAAAUGUACUUCCACCUCAAUCUAUGCAACAAAACACUUGGUAUUCCUCUGUAAACCAGUUUGGGCCAUCUACUAUGGUUGCGUCUCGCCCAAACACGUACAUAAGUUCUGGUUACAGACCCGAGCAACCAAGGACCUUUCCGCAAAAUCUACAACCUCGUGCUCCUCAGCUAUACCAAAACCAAUACGGUUGGUUUAAUAAUGGUAACCCAAUCCCCCAAGUGUUCUCGUCCAGAUCGCUCACAUGGACUCAAAGGCCAAGUGUAGGAGCUACUCCUGUGGAAGUUGCUCAAGGCUUUCCGUAUAACCGUUACGUUACUCCUCCCACGGUUUUACAAGGCAAUUCACAGCAGACGUUUGCUGAUUAUACUCUAACAUCAUCUCACACUAAUGGUUACGCUAGAAAAUGUAGCUGGCCAAAUGCAGUUCCGUGUGGAACUCCUAAUCCUCCGGCGAAUCAGCAGCAACAACAACAACAAAGAAGAAGUGUCAACAAAGCACUGUCGGAGAUUGAAGACUGGCUCAUGGACAUUGGACAGUAUUGACCCGGCUUGUCCCUUGUCUGGUCAAUCCAAUUCUACGACAUUCCAAUUCGGUUUCGAAACCUUCUUUGGAUGAUUUGAACAUUAGGAUUGUCUUGAUUUUCAUAAUUUAUUAAAAUUUAGAAUUAGUAUGUACAUAGGUAGUAUUAGCCAAGAGCUUUUUGGUUAGGACGUUAAGUUUACGAAAACAUU
Molecule: messenger RNA, 843 nt
Organism: Brassica oleracea var. oleracea
Lineage: Eukaryota; Viridiplantae; Streptophyta; Magnoliopsida; Brassicales; Brassicaceae
Exons: 1
Source: RefSeq, a predicted model, not a curated record